Messenger RNA from Cyclopterus lumpus (lumpfish), 2543 nucleotides. RefSeq names its product secreted frizzled-related protein 2 (gene sfrp2). Bases 230 to 1117 code for a protein of 295 amino acids. The transcript has 3 exons. Lineage: Eukaryota; Metazoa; Chordata; Actinopteri; Perciformes; Cyclopteridae. Gene Ontology annotation, biological process: non-canonical Wnt signaling pathway; canonical Wnt signaling pathway; negative regulation of canonical Wnt signaling pathway. The record is from RefSeq and is a predicted model, not a curated record. Gene Ontology annotation, molecular function: Wnt-protein binding.
UGGAGACACAUUUAUCUCCAGGUUCACCUGAUAUGAGGAAACCAAGUGCUGAAUGGAGAACCGGUCUUUACGCACAGCAUGCAGACUCCUCCCAGACUCGCCUGGAAGAAAACCUUUCGGAACAGUAGCUGCUGGCCACUGACGGAGACUCCAUCCACGCGGACUGAUGCUCAGCAACCCCGACUAAGCGUUUACAAAUUUUUUUUGCAGGUUUUUACGCGCACACACAAUGAGGGCCUUUAUUUCCACCGUGACAGUGUUGUGGGUCAUGACAAUACCUUGCAUUGAAGCUAUCCACGGAUUGUACAAUUUCGGACAGCACGAGUUAUUCUACAAAAAGAACAACUGCAAGCCGAUUCCGGCAAAUCUCCUCCUGUGCAACGACAUCGAGUACACGGAGAUGCGCCUCCCGAACCUGCUCGGGCACGAAACCAUGAACGAGGUCCUGCAGCAGGCUUCGUCUUGGAUCCCGCUGGUCCAGAAGCAGUGCCACCCCGACACGAGGAAGUUCCUCUGCUCCCUUUUCGCUCCCGUGUGCCUUGACGACCUGGACGAGCCCAUCCAGCCGUGCCGGUCUCUGUGCGAGAGCGUCAAGGAGGGCUGCGCGCCCGUGAUGUCCGCGUUCGGCUUCCCUUGGCCGAAGAUGUUGGACUGCGACCGUUUCCCACUCGACAAUGACCUGUGCAUACCUCCUGCAGGCAUCGACAGCUUUGUGCCAGUCACCAAAGAAGUGCCCAGGGUGUGUGAUGCUUGCAAGGAAACGGAUGAAAAUGACAACGAAAUUGUCGACAACUUGUGUAAGAAUGACUUUGCUCUGAAGAUCAAAGUCAAAGAGAUCUCCUACAUCAACGGGGACACCAAGAUAGUGCCGGAGAACAAGAGCAAGACCAUUUACAAGCUGAACGGCGUGACGGAGCGUGACCUCAGGAAGACGGUGCUGUGGCUGAAGGACGGCCUGCAGUGCAUCUGCGAGGAGAUGAACGACAUCCACGCUGCCUACCUGGUCAUGGGCCAGAAGAUGGACGGCCAUCUGGUCAUCACCUCGCUGAAGCGCUGGCAGAAGGGACAGCGAGAGUUUAAGAGGAUUUCCCGCAGCAUCCGCAAGCUGCAGUGCUAGGAAGUGAGGAGGGAGAGGGGGAGGGGGAGAGGGGGGUGGACUGCAUGUGUCCCCCGUUGAAGAAAAGGUUUAGUUGAUCUCUUUCCAAUUAUCCAGUUGUCACAUAAGUUGCAAUUGUGGUUCAUAGAUUCCCAUCUAGAUUCCAGCAAAGAGGUUUCUUUGAUCCACUUCCAAAACAUAAGCAAUAUAAAGCAUAUGUGCCGGCAAAAAAAACUACAAUUAUUUUGGAUUUUCACGUUCUGAAAGGUGCGACGCCAAUACACUCAAGCUACAUUCACCAUUGAGGCCACGCUAUUCAUAUUAUUUUAAGUGUCCAUGUAUUUUAAGUAGGGCACACAUUUCACAUCUGGUACAGGUACAGAUGCGGUGUAGGAAAAUUGUAGUAAUAUGAGAUUUUUGUUUUCAUCCAUUGAUUGUUAAUCAGUGAGUAGUGAGCGCCCCCCAGUGGCCAGUAUUAAAAGUGAUGCGUCUUCUCCUGGGGAGCUGCCUCAUUAAUUGCACUCAGCUGGCCUCCCAGGUGUAAAGGAUCACUGUUUACACGGUUAGAGUGAAACUAGCAGAGUUUUGAAUACAAGAUUAAAAAAAAAAAACAUUGACUCCAUAAAAUGCAUUGGCAGAUCUUAUUAUUAAAUCCCGACUGGGUGGUGAUUUUAAGACAUUUUCCUUUUCACCUCUGGUAUUCCCCGGGUUUUCUUUUCUGCUUCUGAAUAAUAACCUAAAAAUGUACUUUUUUAUUUUUCAUGAGGGGCUUCCUCAAACAAGGUGACAUCAUCGGCAGUUGUUUUGUUUAGGAUUAUUAAAAACUCCCAAAAGGAACAAAUGACGUCACCAGGGUCUAAGGCCUUACAUUUUUUUUAAACAACUAUGAGUUUUAAAAUCUUCCUAAAUCAAACUAUUUUCUCACACAGUUCUUCAUAAGUAAUUACUGAUUUCAUAUUGUGUGGUGCAUAUUAAUUGAAGCUGUGAUGCCAGUGUGCGUAGUGUGAUGUUCAAAGACAAACAUGUUAGUGUUUUUGUAUUCCUACCGUUUUCUCAAGCAAAAAAUGAGAGAUAGCUGGCUAUAUUCUCUUCCUGUUCAACAUUUUAAUACUCUCGGUAAUCUUUUUAUACUUGAGUCACUGCAUAUACUUUUCUUCCACAGUAUGAUAAAAACUAAUAUUUUUCUACUCCAAUAUUUCAGUUAAACGUGUAUGUUGAGUUUCGGUUUGAUGAGUUCUUUUGGUAUUAUUAGAGGAUGAAUAUCUGAGUUUUGGUUGGUAGCGUUGAUUUAAUGAGCACUAACUUGUUAGGCGCCUGUAAUCAAGUGGCCCUGCGUGCGUGUGUGUGCAAUGUAAAAAAAAGUAUGUUUGAAAGUAUCACUGUGUAAAUAUCAAAUACUGACUUUUAUUCUUGUAUAGUUUCCAGCUAUUAAAAGCUGCCAACAUCA